Messenger RNA from Chelmon rostratus (copperband butterflyfish), 1086 nucleotides. Its product is annotated as gap junction alpha-3 protein-like. The coding region runs from base 1 to 1086 and encodes 361 amino acids. The record is from RefSeq and is a predicted model, not a curated record. Gene Ontology annotation, cellular component: connexin complex. Gene Ontology annotation, biological process: cell communication. The transcript has a single exon. Lineage: Eukaryota; Metazoa; Chordata; Actinopteri; Chaetodontiformes; Chaetodontidae.
AUGGGGGACUGGAACCUGCUGGGAAAGCUUCUUGAAAAAGCCCAGGAGCACUCCACUGUGGUGGGGAAGGUGUGGCUCACCGUCCUGUUCAUCUUCCGCAUCCUGAUCCUGAGUGCUGCCACAGAGAAGGUGUGGGGCGACGAGCAGUCGGGCUUCACCUGUGACACCAAGCAGCCCGGUUGCGAGAACGUCUGCUAUGACAUCACUUUCCCCAUCUCCCACGUCCGCUUCUGGGUGCUGCAGAUCAUCUUCGUGUCCACCCCCACGUUGAUCUACCUGGGACACAUCCUCCACCUGGUGCGGAUGGAGGAAAAGCAGAAAGACAAGAUGAGGGAACAUGCGCAACAUUCAGACAAGCAGGCCCUAAUUGUGGACGCUAAGCACAAAAAGCCUCUGGUGAGGGACGAUAAGGGCCGAGUGCGCCUGCAGGGGGAGCUCUUGCGCACAUAUGUCUUCAAUGUGGUCUUUAAAACCCUGUUUGAGGUGGGCUUCAUUGUGGCUCAGUACCUUUUGUACGGCUUUGAGCUGAAGCCCAUGUACACCUGCGACAGACCGCCCUGCCCCAAUGUGGUAAACUGCUACAUAUCCCGUCCCACAGAGAAAACCAUCUUCAUCAUCUUCAUGCUGGGAGUGGCCAGCGUGUCUCUGUUGCUAAACCUCAUCGAGGUCUACCACCUGGGCUUCACCAAGUGUCGCCAGGGCCUCACCUUCAGGAGAGGUGAGCGGUCACCUCAUGGUCUCCACAAGGAGCCCAGCGAGGCCUCGGUGCCCUUCGCCCCGAGUUACGACGAAUACUUCCACGGGCACCACCAGGUCCAGCCGGCCUACCCGCCCGUACCCAGCUACAACCUCUCCCCUCUGCCCGACGGCACGGACUCGUCCUUCCACCCCUACCACAGCAAGGCGGCCUACAAACAGAAUAAGGACAACUUGGCGGUGGAGAGAAGCAGCAGCAUGCCAGAGGAAUGUGACCUGAAAGGAAAGAAGGGAGCAGGAUCGGCCCCUGGGUCACCUACGCAGGCCAGGCCCGGCCGCGCUGCCAAACACAGCAACAACAAGACUAGAAUAGACGAUCUGAAGAUAUGA